AUGGCAAGCUCCAGCUCAAGGUCAAGCUCCAGGUCCAGGUCUAGAUCCAACACCAAAAGCCAGACUACAAUCAAGAUCAACAAUCCCCACAUUGGUAACCUUGUGUUUGACAGUGAAAGCCUUCCUUCAUCUGUUUGGGAAGGCGACUGCUACAGGGACUUGGCUAUGGAGAUUGGGAAUGAUUAUACUGAAGAGGGUCAUGUACCUCCGGGUGUGGUCUUGACAGGGAUUAUUGAUGAGUAUGCUGACGCUGAUCCGGAGCCCAAUUUUCUUGGGGUUGUUAAGGAAUGUGUGAUGGAAAUGAUGGGGAAGGGGAUGCAGCCCAAUGCCAAGACUUAUACGGCCGUUCUUGAGGCGUAUGCAGGGCAUGCGAAGAUGGAGGAGGGCAAGGAGUUUUUGGAGGAGAUGAAAGCUAAUGGGUUUGUGGCUGACAAGAUGGCAAUGAGGGCUAUGAGACGUGCUCUUAGGGGUAAACGACCUCUGGUUAAAAUCAUCAUCAACAUUCUCUUUGAUAACUCCGAAGACUAUUCAGGUGACUCAGAAGAAGAUGAUGAAGAUAUAAAGAAGUCAGACAAUUUGAUGGAACGUUUUAACAUCCCUCGCUAUGUUGGCAACAAACGUGUCAUUGAAGACGACCCAGAAAACCCCAAAGAUUUGGAAUGUGUCUACGACAUGAUGUGCAGGAUGGAACCCAUCGUCCACACUAUCACCAGGAUGGUAAACAUGCUAAAGAAAGAUGGAUUCAUGUCCCAAGCCCAUGAGAUCAGGUCUGAGUUUGACUUGGGGGGUGAUAUACCUCAAGUUGUGACUCAUACAGGCGUCAUGGAGAUCUAUGCCAAGAGUGAUCGAGCCAAGGAGGCUCAUAAGGUUUUUCGGCCCCUUUUAUCCCUCGGAGUUGUCCCAAAUGCAUACACUUAUAGUAUUAUCAUCAAGGCACUUGCUAAAGACUCUGAUUUCCUUGAAGAUGCUAAGACAUGCUGGAGAUGA
Messenger RNA from Fragaria vesca subsp. vesca, 987 nucleotides. Its product is annotated as pentatricopeptide repeat-containing protein At1g63130, mitochondrial-like. The transcript is spliced from 4 exons. The coding region runs from base 1 to 987 and encodes 328 amino acids. Lineage: Eukaryota; Viridiplantae; Streptophyta; Magnoliopsida; Rosales; Rosaceae. The record is from RefSeq and is a predicted model, not a curated record. Gene Ontology annotation, molecular function: protein binding.